AGUUGUCUAAUCAGCCGUUUGCAGAGUGUUACCGUGGACCUAAAUACUUUAUUCCGGUCUUAGCAAUACAGAUUUGAAAUCAUGGAAAAGCAUGCGAUGUUUCUGUUGUUGAUAUCGUUUGCAGCAUCUUUCGCCCAGAAACCGGUUGUCAGGCCACUGAAUAUUGCACACCGUGGCAGCUCCGGUAGAUUACCUGAACACACCGUUGAGGCAUACAGGUUGGGUGUUGAAGAUGGCGCAGACUACAUUGAAUGCGAUGUCUGUAUCACCAAGGAUCUGGUGCCCAUUUGCCGCCACGAGAGCUGGCUGAAUCACACCACUAAUGUCUGGGAAAACCAAACCCUUCACUCCAAAGUGAAGACUUACAACGUGUUCCAACCUUAUUCAAACACUACUAAGACUAUCACCGACAUCUUCACUGUGGAUCUCACUUUGGCAGAGAUCAAAACCAUCGGCGUUAAUCAGAAGUAUCCAUUCAGAGAUCCAAAUUUUAACGGCUUGUUUAAAAUUCCUACACUUCAGGAGUACAUUGAUGUCGCCAAAUCUGUCAACAGAGUUGUAGGAAUAUACCCUGAGAUUAAAAAUCCAGAGUGGGUAAAUUCGUUAGAAAUUUUGCGAAGUAAAAACACAACUUUCGAGGAUGUGGUUCUCGACGUUUUGCACAAGAAUGGAUAUCGUAAAAAAGACUCCCCUUGUUAUGUACAGUCUUUCAGCGAGAAAAGCAUUAGAGAAUUGAAGACGAAAACCGAGCUGCCUUUGGUGAAACUUUUUGAUUAUCCCUUUCCUGAAGCAAAGCUCCAAGAAAUGUCCUCUAUCUGUGCUGGUAUUGGUGUUUGGAAGAACCUGAUUAUACCACAGCUUAAUGGUUAUCUGCAGAAAACAACUGAUCUCCUCACCAAUGCACGCAAGAACAACCUGGUGGUUCAUGCUUACACGUUCAGGAACGAAGACAAAUACUUGGCGUGGAAUUACACCCAGGAUCCUUAUAACGAGUAUCAAAAGUUCUUUGAUCUUCAGGUUGAUGGAUAUUUUACAGAUUUCCCUGCCAGCCUCAAGCGAUUUUUGGAUAUGAAAUUCACUUCUGAACUGACGCCAAAACCUUGUCCCAGUGGCGUCCCUGGGACACACAAGGGUGGGUAUCCUGUGCCAGCUCUUGUUCUCAUCGUCACGCUUAUCCAUAAGUUUCUCAAGUAGGCAAUUACUUGGUUUUUCUUUUCGUUCUGCUUUUUCCUACUUGCCAAAUAUUCGAACCUUAUAAAUUCAGUUUACUGAACAAUUUUUCAAUUGGGUGUCAAAAGUAGUCCAGGUAUCAUUGGUUGGUUUUACCUCGCUCUGUCAUUGGUACAUGCAGAACACCCGUACCACCCUCUCAACCAAUUAGAUGCGAAAGUAAUUUCAACUGCGUCCUGGUCACGCGAGAUUCCCGCGCUUUUAUCGAUAAGAGCUCCAUUACCCCAGUAAUUUCAAUUUCUCCAGAGAUGCAUGCAUAUUUGAGUUAUUUUUUCGCUUCUUGACGGAAUUCCUUCGCAUAGAAUGAAUUCUUCACCUAGUUGUUCAGGAGUUUAGGAGAACCCUAAAGACGUGAUGGCAGAACAAAAAAACUGAAAGUGGUUUCGGACGAAUACGAACACAGAUUGCAAUCGACAUGCUGAAACAUCUUAGCUGAAGUUUUAAAAAUUGAAAAACGUGAGUAGUUCGGGCCUCGAGGAGAA
Pocillopora verrucosa is the source of this 1712-nucleotide messenger RNA. RefSeq lists its product as uncharacterized. Gene Ontology annotation, molecular function: glycerophosphodiester phosphodiesterase activity. Gene Ontology annotation, biological process: lipid metabolic process. The record is from RefSeq and is a predicted model, not a curated record. Lineage: Eukaryota; Metazoa; Cnidaria; Anthozoa; Scleractinia; Pocilloporidae.